AUGGAUUCGGCUAAUCCUAGGCCAGAUAAAGUUGCUCAACUUCACAAAGAAUAUACGAUACCGCAUGGUCACCACCUGCUUAGCCAUACCAGGGCUGACAAUUACUUUAAUUAUGUCCACUCAGGUGUUCCAAGGCACAUCAUGAUAUUUGAAGAGGAUGGCUGGUUAGAACUCCCUGAGGCAUUAUCAUGUCCUUUCAUUAAAGGAUUCAGAGAGGGAAGAUCCUCUGUAAAUUUAUAUGUGAACAAGGAGCUAUUUCUCUUUAUUGAUUUCUCCUCAAUGGUCCUGAUAAAUAUCAGAAUUCGGAAGAUGCAGUCAGUGGCAUGGAUGGACGAAGCUGGCAAGUCCUUUUUACCUUAUAUGGCUCUUCUGCAGGAGGGCAUUCCUCCAACCGAAUUUGAUGCCUGGAUCUUGGCCUGUGGGUGUGGGAUACAAAGUGCAAGCAGUUUACAACUUGCAGAAAAUGAAGUUCCAAUCUCACAACAGCCUUUUCUAUAUCCAGUUGUGUCUAGACUUCAAAGAAGCAGUGCAAGUUUUCUUGCUGUUCAGGAAACAUUUUUAUCAGGAAUGGGGCCAUUUGCAACACCUGCUAGCAUAUUAGAUAUCUAUGCGUGCAAUGGUCGACAUAGGCUGGAAGCCUUUGAGAGACAAAUAGAGUUCACUGCUAGGGAACGUGGGAAUGCAAAUGUGAAGUAUGGAUGGUAUGGCUCAACAGACAACCGCAUAACCGAAGCUCUUAUAAAUGGUUUUGGCCACAGUGGGAGGCUCGGUGAAGUAGGAGUUCUAGGCACUGGCAUCUAUUUGACACCUCAGGAUCGUGCUUUUGCCAGCAUUAGACUCUGUGAAGUGGGAAGUGGAGUACAACAUAUGCUGCUUUGCCGGGUUAUCAUGGGGAAUGUAGAGCAAGUCCGGCCAGGAUCAAAGCAAUACUGCCCUAGAAAGAACUAUGAUAUGGGUGUUGACAAUGUUCUAAAUCCAAAGUGUUACAUUGUGUGGUCUACACAUCUGGACAAAUAUAUCUACCCAGAGUACAUGGUUCGUUUUGCACUGCCCUCAAGAAACAAGGAGUACUUGUGUGGACUAAAGGAUAUAAGGUUCCAUGUGGAAGAUCACAAGGUUUGACUGAGCAAUUCUCUCUCUUUAACCCUUGUGUCAAUGUAAAAUUUAUAAUGUGUAGCUCGUAAUGGGAUACUUUCUAGUUUGCUUUUUGUUCUCUUUUGCUGUUCUCUUGUGACAAAAGGUUAUUAGGUUAUUUUGUUAGUUCCUGUUUUACUUACCACUUAUGCAGGCUUGGUUUGAAUUAGCGGGGUCAUUAGAACCUUUUGCACUGGUGUAUGUAGAACUCCAUGAUAGGAUAGCUCCUUGGGCUAGGAGAUUGUUUCUUCAUUAUCUUAUGGAGUUUAAGGUAUGUCACGAGAAUUUUGGGUUGAAAUUUGAAUUAGCCUUUUCUUUUUUCCUUUUUUUAAGGGAUAUACUAGUUUCUUUGACAGAGGGAUAUAAUAACUCGAGAAGUUCUAAUCAUGAAAAUGGGUUCAUUUGUUCAAGAACUGCUGCCAGCACCUGA
Molecule: messenger RNA, 1564 nt
Organism: Musa acuminata AAA Group (dessert banana)
Lineage: Eukaryota; Viridiplantae; Streptophyta; Magnoliopsida; Zingiberales; Musaceae
Product: probable inactive poly [ADP-ribose] polymerase SRO1
Exons: 3
Coding region: 1-1122 (373 amino acids)
Molecular function (GO): NAD+ poly-ADP-ribosyltransferase activity
Source: RefSeq, a predicted model, not a curated record